Molecule: messenger RNA, 1073 nt
Organism: Carassius gibelio (silver crucian carp)
Lineage: Eukaryota; Metazoa; Chordata; Actinopteri; Cypriniformes; Cyprinidae
Product: N-lysine methyltransferase KMT5A-A-like
Exons: 4
Coding region: 172-795 (207 amino acids)
Molecular function (GO): protein binding
Source: RefSeq, a predicted model, not a curated record
CUGUAUAAUUUUAAGACUUAAAAGUAUGAAAAGCAAAGCAUGCUUUGAGAUUAGCCUGGCUGACUAUUUUCCUUCAGUAAUUUCCCUUCUACAUCAUAUAAUGUACAUCAUAUGGUAGAGAACUUUUAGUAAGAAUCAAAAUAAUAUUUGACAUUAAAGAAACUGAAGCUAAUGUAUUUCUCCUCUUCAGGGCGUGGAGUUUUCACCACUGGAGCUUUUUUCAGAGGUGAUUUUGUUCUUGAAUACAGAGGUGAACUUCUGAGUUCACAGGAGAGUCUGGACCGAACUGGACACUACACUGAAGCUGAGAACACGUUCCUGUUUGAUUUUCAGUGGCAUGGCAAAAAUUGGUGCAUGGAUGCAUCUAAAGAAGACUCGUCUUUGGGAAGACUUGCAAACGAUGAGACCAGAAAUCCUACUUGCAAAAUGAGAACUGUUGAAGUGAGCAGAAAACCUCACCUGUGUCUGUUUGCUGUACGAGACAUUCUACCAGGAGAGGAAAUCACUUACAAUUAUGGAGACUCAGAUUGGCCAUGGCGAGUCAAGCCUUUGAAUAAAGCAUCAGCAGAAUCCACUGAUAAAAAGCCAGCCAGCAGUUUGCGCCUGCAUAAAUCCCCCCAUUGUGCAGCUUCUGUUUCCUCUCCUGAACUGGACAAGGUAAACAGCAAUGGUCCUCAUAAGCAGUCAGGCAAAGCAAGAACAUCAAGGAAUAAAAUGGUAACCAUCUUAAACAUGCAACAACUAUCUACUGAUGUUUACUGCCAGCUAGUUAAAAAUGCAAUAAGUGAUUUCUGAGAAACACUUAAUAUUUGAAAUCGACACCCAAACAAACACACCCCUCCCUUCAUUGCUCCGCCCCCAAAAUAAUGAACACGCAACACAGUAAACCACUAUUAGCUGGUGCUCAGGUGUUCAAAUAGAAAAUAUCUUUAUUGCUGGCAAACCAUAGAAUGGUUUGGUUUUAGUUGAUUUGUAGGUGCAUAUCGACUUCAUCCAGCACCCGUGUCAUUUGAAAUGUAUUUAUCUACUCACAAUUAAAAAAAACAAACAAGAAAUUAUUUAACGCUGCAGUC